Ectocarpus siliculosus is the source of this 8317-nucleotide messenger RNA. Lineage: Eukaryota; Phaeophyceae; Ectocarpales; Ectocarpaceae. The record is from the annotation of a GenBank genome assembly.
AUGCCGGAGUGGACCGGCGUCAACAAGAAUGUUGCCGCUGUGGACGUAUCUCCGCCGAGCUCCCCGGAGAGCUCGACCUCACUGGAGCCACGAGGACCACCACGACCGCCGCUGCCUUCAGCAGAAGCAGCACCGGCGGAAAGCUCGACCUCGCUGGAACCAGGAGGACCACCACAACCACGACCACCGCUACCUUCAGGAGCAGCACCCGCGGAGGCACCACCGGCGGAAGCAGCACCGGCGGAAGCACCAGCAGCGGCCGUGGCGGCGGAAUCAGGCCCACCCAGCCCCCCGUCGACAUCCGCGCCCGCCCCGCCGCCGCCGGUAUCGCAGGCGGCACGGCAGCUCCCUCAGUCUCAGAGUCGACGCCUGUCGCUGACGGUCCGCCCGCCUUCUUACGGGGAGCUAACUGGUGCUGCCGACCCGCAGACCGGUCCCGAGCCGUCCCCCGCCGGGAGUGUAGUCCCCGCGCGGGAAGAGAAAAGCCUGCCGGCGCCGGCGCUGGAGGAGCAGCAGCCGCCGCUGCCGCCGCCGCGGCCGCCGCAGCCGGAGAGACCGUCACGAGGGGGGGACGAGGCGGGGGCCGGGGGGCGCACGGUAGCUGCCGCAACGCCGCCCGCGAAGAAGAGAGCGCCGAGGGGAAGCCCGAGGGCCCAGCCGGCAAAGGGCACGCCGGCGAGGCGGGGCAAGCCAAAGAAGAAGGCACCGGAGCCAGAAAAGGCAUCGGCGGCGGCGGCGGCGGCGGCGGCGGCGGCCGGGACCGCUCCCGCCGCCGCCGGCGACGGGAACGAAUCGGCCGGCCGGAAGCCGAGGCCCGCUGCCUCCGCCCCCGCCGCUGACCCGACGGCGCCGGCCGUCUCUCUGGCCCGACGGAUGCUCGACGUGGAGGUCGUGGAGGCGGCGGGGCUGCUCGGGACCGAGAAAGGAGGCGUUUCCAACCCGAGGGCGAACAUCCUCCUCGUGGACCUCGCCGGGAGGGCCGUCAAGUCGGAGGGGGUCAGGCACACGCCCGUCAUCAAGGGCACCACGAACCCGGUGUGGAACUUCAAGACUUCCUUCGGUUACCGGGCGAACCUCAGCGCUCCCGUGGGGGGAAACAUGCCAACGCUGCGUGUUCAGGUGUUCAGCGAGCAGCGAUUCGCGGCCGAGAAGCCCCUGGGCACGGUGGACGUCCCCCUGGUAAACCUCAGCGUGGACGGGGAGGAGUGGGAGCAGUUCUACUCGCUGGAGCCCUUCGGGAGGCUCAGAGCCGGGGGCAGGCUGGGCAGCGUCCACCUCCGGCUCAAGAUCGGCGCCGUCAUCGACAAGCGCGACGGGUCCUCGAAGAUGUUCUUGGACCUGAACCGGGGCCUCAACGACCGGGGGGACGAGGAGCCCGGAUACCUGGAUCAGCCGCCGAACUUCUUGAAGAUUACGCUGCACCAGGGUCAAGACCUUUUGGCGUUGGAUAUGGGGACCAGCUCUGAUCCGCUCGUCAUAUUUAAGCUCGGCGGCAAGGAGCAACGAUCGCGGGUCAUACAGAAGAAUCUGAACCCACAAUGGGAAGAGGUGUUCGAGUUCGAGUGCAGGAACUCCGGAGAGUCGUUGGAGAUCACCGUUGAGGAUGAGGACCGAUUCGUGAACGACUUCAUGGGCUUCGUGAGCAUUUUGAUGGGGGACCUGGAAGACAAGCGGAAGAUGAGGCAAUGGUACGACCUCAAGCUGAGGACGGGAGAGCUGCCCGCCGGCGAGGAAAGAGGGGCCAUCGAGAUCACCACCCAGUGGUUCUUCAACCCCAAGUUUGCCGCGAAGGAUGAGGCCACCAAGAAAAAGGCGGAGUUUAGCGUCGUCAAUUGGCUGCAUGACGCCGAAUCCGACACCGAGGAGGAUGAGCCAGACCAACAGGAAGACCCGAACGCGCAGAUAGCGGCGAAGGAGGCCGAUCCGGAGGAAAAGAAGAAGCAGGACGAGGAGAAGGAUGCCCUGCUCGCCAAGCUAAGUGACUUCAAGGUGAUUAGCGGCGACUACGUGGCGUACGUGCACAUCAUAGAGGUCCGGGAGCUCAAGGGCGAGGAUCUCCAGGGCACGUCUGACCCCGUGGUGUACGUGGAGGCGUUCGGCCAGAAGUUUGCGACGGAGGUGGUGAAGGACCGCCUCAACGCCGUCUUUGACGAGACGUUCGUCAUCAACCUGAGAAACUUGGACCAGGACGACUUUAAGGAGGGUGUGUUCCGGAUAUCUGUCAUGGACGCCGACGUGACCAUCGGGAGCCUUGGCUCCCUCAAGGCAGACCUCAUCGGGAACCACGAGGUGCACAGGCGUUGGGUGGCGCUUGUGGACGAUGAGAACCCGGAGGACGUGGGCAUCCAGGGUUACCUGCACCUCUCCAUCGCCAUCGUCGGGCCAGGAGACAGGCUCAAGGUGCACGAUGAGGAGGCCGACCGGAGGAAGGAGAAGGCCGCCGAGGCGAACGCCGGAGGCAUGGACUCCCUGGUCGUCAUGCCGCCCGCCAUCGAGGUGCAGCAGAAGUGGCUCGUUACCACCGUCGCCAAGGCCGAGUACAUGCCCGUCAUGGACAAGAACUUCGGCGGGGGGGCCGGCGGCGGAGACUUCUUCUUCCAGUUUUCCAUCUGGGACUGGGACCCCGUGGGUGAAAACGAUCUGGUCGGGGUUUACUACGGAAAGCUGCGGCACAUCGAGAACGUAAUGAAGGAAACGAAGGGCCGCGUGACGUGUAGAUGGGUGAACCUAUACGGACCGCCCCUGCACAUCCCGGAGACCCGGAACCUGAAGGUGCUGACGAGGAGGGCGGCCACGCUGGGGCUAGGGGCGCAGACGGACCACCUGCACCAGUACCUCAACUUCCCCGACAAGGCCUCAACCUACCGCGGGCGAGUCCUGGUGAUGGAGAGGAUCGUCCCGCAUGCUCCCAAGGCUCACGAAAAAGACAAGGUGGCGUGGAGAAGGAAGAUCAAGUCGCCGGCCGUGCCCAAGGCCGCUCAGUACGCCAUGCGGAUCUUCAUCGGCGCGGGGACGGAGAUCCCCCAGUUCACCGACGUGACCAACUUCGGCAAGAACAAGAAGAUGUGGAUUCGCGUCUCCGUGGGGCGGUACGAGCUGUCCACCGAGCCCGUGGACAACAACAAGGGUGUGUGCGAGUGGUACCAGUCGCUCCAGCUGAAGAGCAACUUCAACCUCACCGCGGACCCCGACCAGUGCCCCGACCUCAUCGUUCACCUUAUGGCCGGUACGGGCACGAACGCGGAACCUUGCUCGUUCAGGCGGUUUCCGGCGAAGGAGCUCAUCGAAGAGAAGUUCGGCGGUGCCCCCACGUGGAUCAGGCUGCAAGAAGACAAGGUGCUAGAUCUCUUGGUCGACAACGAGUUCCCCGGAUCGGUUCUGAUCCGAAUGGGCCUCGGGCCGAUCGAGUCGUACAUCACCAACAAGAGCAAGUGGAAGGACGAGAUUCAGGGCCUGCUCAGGAGGGAGGCGUACGAACUCAGGGUCCACCUCUACCAGGGCCGCAACCUCCCGUCAGCCGAAAGCUCCCGACUGAUCCACCCAUACUUGAAGGUCAAAUUCCAAGGAGAGGCGCACCUGGACAUGGUCAUCAUGGGGAUACGCAACAUGCAGCCGUACAAGUACCUACCGAUGCAGCUCCCGUAUUGCGUCUUCGAGGUGGAUGACAUGGACGGGACGAAGCGAUCAGUCCUGACGGACUCUUCCAACAAGCCGACGGGACGCGACGCCAACUUCCUCCAGCGCAUCAAAAUGGAGUUGCAGCUUCCGCUCGAUGUCAUCUACGCCCCGCGUGUAAAGAUCAGGGUAUACGACACUCGGCUUGGAGGGUUCAACGUGCCCCUCGUGGGGACCGGUCGGAUUGAGCUCGGGAAGAAGCUGCCGUGGAGCCCGGAGUACGAGGCGCCCCUGGCCAAGACCUUCGCGAAGGACGCCCUGCUGCGGGCCAUCACGGCGGACGGAAACGAUUCCACCUCCGGCGGCAACGACAACAACGACCCGUCGGCACACGGCAGCGACGGCGGCGGCGGUCUCGGCGGCGGCUCCGCCUCCCACCGUCGCGGCGGCCUGCAAUGGGGCAGCUCCGGCGACUACGGGAGCGACGCCGAGAUUUCCGACUUCGAGGGAGAGGCCUCCGUCUAUGGGGCCGGCGGCGGCGCGAAGUCCGGGUUCGGCGGCGGCAAGUCAGGGUUCGGCUCCUCCCUUAUCGGGGGAAGCACUCGUACAAACCAGGCCGGUAGCGGCGGUCGCACCAGCACGAGGGCCUUCGGCGGCCCGGCGGGCGGCGGGGGCCACCAGCACGCCCGCAGCAGCCGGUCGCGGUCCCGCAGCGACUUCGGCGGCGGCGGCGGCGGCGCCCUGGGCGUGAUGCAUCAGUCGAGCUGGAACAAGAGCGGCACCAUCGACAACUCGCCGCAGCUCAACGCCAGCGGGAAGGUCAUCGACACCGGCAUCGGCGUCAUGCCCGCUCUCGAGCUCGCGCGACAGAAGGCCGGCUUCGGCGCUGGAUCCAUCCCAGGCAGCCAGGUCUUGACGCCGGUGGGCGGCGGGGCUGGCGGGGCGCUGGGGGACGCAGGGGGCUUCGGCGGCGGGGGAGGGAGCAGCGUCACGGGAGGGGGCAGCAUGGCGGGAGCGCUGGGGCUGGAAGAGACGACCGGGUGGGACGAGGAGGACGACGAGCUUUCUCAGGUCCCCGAAUACCUCAAGGGCCGCGAAGAGCUGGAGCAGUCGCUAGAGGAGGAGCUGAUGGCCACGCCGUUCGAAUCGUACGAUCUCUUCCGUGGGAAGCUGCUUGGCGGCGGAAUCGGCGGCAGCACCCUCAAGAAGGUGGGCAAGCUGAAGUGCAUCGUGAGGGUUACCGAGGGAGACCCCGACGACGAGCCGCUGUUCGUGGACAAGAAGAGCUUCCCGACUCUUGCCAAGGCCAAGGCCAGGAACGACAUCAUCCUCGCGGAGCUCCUCAAGCCGAAGGGGUACAAGGUGAGGCUGUACAUCCUGCAAGCCCUGAACCUGACCCCGAUGGACAUCGGCAUCGGCGGCAGGCCUGGCAAGUCUGACCCUUACCUCAAGGUCAAGCUGGGCAAGGAGAGUUUCGACGACAAGAAGAACUACAUCGACGACGUGACGGAUGCCGACUUCUAUAAGUGCGUCGAGAUCAACGGAACUCUCCCGGGAGCCAGCCAGCUGGAGAUCGACGUCAUGGACUACGACGACAUCGGGCGGGAUGAGCUCAUCGGGAGGACCGUGAUCGACUUGGAGGACAGGUGGUUCGACACGAGAUGGCAGGCAUGGGGCAUUCAGAACAGGUCGGAGGACAUGAACAACAUGCGAUUCCAGACCAAGCCUUUGGAGACGAGAACCCUCCUCGUGCCCACCAGUCUGGCGCCGCAAGGGCAGCUGAGGUGCUGGCUGGACAUCAUGUCCGCUGAGGAUGCGAGAGCCUUCCCACCGGACGAUGUCUCGCUGCCUCCGAACCGCGACUUCGAGGUUCGAGUGGUGUUCUGGAAGUGCAAGGACGUGGUGGCCAUGGACACGGUCACGGAGCAGAACGACCUGUUCGUUAAGAGCUGGGUGGAGGGCUGCGACGCCCAGGAAACGGACACGCACUGGUUCGCGAAGAAGGGCAAGGGCUCUUUCAACUGGCGGAUGAAGUUCAAGGUCUCGCUCGGCCCCCGCACAAGGGCGUGGAAGUUCCCGUACCUGACCGUGCAGCUGUGGGACCGAGACUUGUUCAAGUUCAACGACCACAUCGCCGAGGGCCAGCUGGACCUCGGUCCGUACUUCAUCAAGGCUUACAAGAGCUCUGAAACCGUCAAGCUCUUCCCCACCAUCGACCCCAAGCUAGAGGCCAUGCGAGAGGCGGAUGUGGGGAACAUGGACGUGGAUGCCGCGCUGGAGGGGAACGACACCUCGAAGGAGCGCCUCUUGGCGCAACUCGAGAGCGGCCCCGCGGCGUACGACCCGGAGAGGGGGGAGAGGCCGCCGCCCCCCGCGUACAACAGCCAGAUGCGGCUCGGGGGCGGGAACAACAACGUUACCUCGAACGGGUCGGAGAUCGUCAGCGGCGUAAACAACCUGUACGAGGGGAGCCCUGUUCCAGACCAGCAGAGGGUCAACGGCGUCGCUCCUGCUGCCAACGGCGGCGUAGUCCGGGAAAGGAGGAGGAAGAAGAAGAAGAAGAAAGGCUGCUGCGCUUUGAUCUGCAAGUGCUGUUGCCCUGGGAAGAGCGUGGCCGCCCGUGUGGAGCCGGGGGACUCGUCGGACGAGGACGAGGAGGCCAAGGCCGACGCCAAGGCGUUCGUGAACACGAUCAAGAACAUGACGGGGCUGUGGGACGACGACCCGGACGAGAGCUAUUGGCUCAACAUGGAGAGGACCAACUACGAGACUGGCCAGAAAGAACAAAUGGGCAAGUGCUUGAUGGGCGUCCAGAUUUGGCCCAUCGAGAAGGCGGAGCUGCAGCCAGUCGGCAACGGCCGGAACGACCCCAACAGCCAGCCCUUCCUGCCACCGCCGGCGGGGCGCCUGCGGUUCAGCCUGAACCCCUUCGUGAUGGGGUCGGAGCUCUUCGGGCCGAAGAUCUGCGCCAAGAUCGCGUGCGUGUGCUGCUGCGUGAUCAGCAUCCUUCUCCUCGUGUACUUCAGCGGGUUCUUCAACCUGCUCCUCACGUUCGCACUUAGCCUCAUCCAAUAAGCAAUCAAGCGGCGUUCGUUGUUGUCGUUGUUCGAUCCUGCGGACCGCGUCGGGUGGGGCGGACAAAAGAUCAAUGGUAUUUGGUCUGUACAGCAGUAGUAGCAGCUAAAUUACAUUUUUUUUUUUUUCUUGUGUUGCUGUUGUUUUUGUUGUUUGCGUGGAAACGUUUUAACCGGGGCAUUGGGCGAUUUGAACGAAACAAACGGGUGCAAUACGGUGUUCGAGAAGUAGCAGCAACAGCCUCCCGGGCUGGGAAGGUGGUGCAAGUCUGGUGCUUGCUGCGGUCGAAGGGGCUGUGAUUGUUUUGUUGUGCAAUAUAUCGAGGCCAUUUGCCUAAAAUUUUGUGCUGUUUUUUCAGGUCGUGUCGUCCAUACGCCGGGUGUUCGUAGUUUUAGUUUGUCACCAUCACACCACACCUUUCUCCUCUCUUCUGCUUUUUCCUCGCGAAACCUAAGUUCUGUUUCAUGUGUGUUGAGGUCGAGUUGGAGCAUUUUUUUCCGUGCGUGUUUUUUAGCUGGUAAAUAUUCGGUCUUGGAGUUUCCGGCCGCGGCUGCCUUCCUUCAUUUCUUCCACUUCUGGGAAGGCAGGAAGGCAAGCAGACUGACAAUGUUCAUGCGGCGACUCUGAGUGUCUUGUGGGAGUGCGUACACGGCGGUGGUGGUGUAGUCGUUGUUUCCGUAAAAACACCGUUCGUUGAGGUCGCCCUGCGGAGUAGCGCAGCGUCGGCGAGAUGCCAUGAUGUCGUCGAGUCGGGGUUGAUCUUUCUCCAGGAGGGCGGGCAUCGCCAGAGGCAAGAAAUUCUCAUCGUUUUUUCCUCUAUUUCUGGUUGCAGGGUCGGUAGUGUUACCACUGCUGCUGUGUUCAUUGAUGUGCGUUGAAUGCCGUCUCCGAAUGGCGUGGAAACCCGGGUCUACCGCAUGUUUAUUUGGCGAACCAGAAGGGGGCCACGCAGAAGAACCUCUCUGCGGGGCUUACCGCCCGAGAGAGGUUGAGCGAUCCUUCCCCUUGUCGCCGUGAAGUGCAACACUACGUUUGUGUACUCACGAAGAAGUGCACGUGGUAGGCUAGAGCUACGCGCUGGCAACCUCUCCCACCUCUGCGGUACACUAUUAAUAGGUUUCCGUCUCUCUGCGUCGGUUUGCGGCGUUGGCGUGUGCGAACGAUAGCAGUUGGUUGGGUGUUCUUGAGUUAAGUCAGUGGCUGGCUUCUCAAGAUAAGGCUGUGUAAACGCAUGCAAAGAAGAGGGCGGUAGGACUCGGGAUUAUUCUAUGGUUUCGAUGUGCAAGUAUUUUGUUGGCAGUAAGCAGUUUGGGGUGUGUCUGGCGGGCACAGGGAGGGGAUAUUUAACCCACUUGGAAGUGGUGUUACUCUGAAGUUUAGUCUACGUGUAGAGACGCCUUGUUCAUUAGUACUUUGAUUUCUACUCUUGUCUUGCUAUUUAUGGGUACCUCUGUUGGCGUAGUUAGCGUGUGGCCACAAAACGCAUACCCUCUGCGAUGACCAUAGUAGAUUGCAAUGUAGCAAGAGAGCAUGUUGACAGAUUACAUGUUAACAUAUUUGAGGCGACGGUCCGGACCCGAUGGGUGUGGCGUUGUCUCUCUGCGGUUUGGUUUUCCCGAUGCCAAAC